Molecule: messenger RNA, 2982 nt
Organism: Closterium sp. Naga37s-1
Lineage: Eukaryota; Viridiplantae; Streptophyta; Zygnematophyceae; Desmidiales; Closteriaceae
Source: the annotation of a GenBank genome assembly
AUGGGGUGGAAAGCAAGCAGGAGAGGGGGAAUCGGGGCUGGAUGGGGUGGAAAGCAAGCAGGAGAGGGGGAAUCGGGGCUGGAUGGGGUGGAAAGCAAGCAGGAGAGGGGGAAUCGGGGCUGGAUGGGGUGGAAAGCAAGCAGGAGGGGGGAAUCGGGGCUGGAUGGGGUGGAAAGCAAGCAGGAGAGGGGGGAAUCGGGGCUGGAUGGGGUGGACAGCAAGCAGGAGAGGGGGGAAUCGGGGCUGGAUGGGGUGGAAAGCAAGCAGGAGAGGGGGAAUCGGGGCUGGAUGGGAUGGAAAGCAAGCAGGAGAGGGAGAAUCGGGGCUGGAUGGGGUGGAAGGCAAGCAGGAGAGGGGGAAUCGGGGCUGGAUGGGGUGGAAAGCAAGCAGGAGAGGGGGAAUCGGGGCUGGAUGGGGUGGAAAGCAAGCAGGAGAGGGGGAAUCGGGGCUGGAUGGGGUGGAAAGCAAGCAGGAGAGGGGGAAUCGGGGCUGGAUGGGGUGGAAAGCAAGCAGGAGGGGGGAAUCGGGGCUGGAUGGGGUGGAAAGCAAGCAGGAGAGGGGGGAAUCGGGGCUGGAUGGGGUGGACAGCAAGCAGGAGAGGGGGGAAUCGGGGCUGGAUGGGGUGGAAAGCAAGCAGGAGAGGGGGAAUCGGGGCUGGAUGGGGUGGAAAGCAAGCAGGAGAGGGGGAAUCGGGGCUGGAUGGGGUGGAAAGCAAGCAGGAGAGGGGGAAUCGGGGCUGGAUGGGAUGGAAAGCAAGCAGGAGAGGGAGAAUCGGGGCUGGAUGGGGUGGAAAGCAAGCAGGAGAGGGGGAAUCGGGGCUGGAUGGGGUGGAAAGCAAGCAGGAGAGGGGGAAUCGGGGCUGGAUGGGGUGGAAAGCAAGCAGGAGAGGGGGAAUCGGGGCUGGAUGGGGUGGAAAGCAAGCAGGAGGGGGGAAUCGGGGCUGGAUGGGGUGGAAAGCAAGCAGGAGAGGGGGGAAUCGGGGCUGGAUGGGGUGGACAGCAAGCAGGAGAGGGGGGAAUCGGGGCUGGAUGGGGUGGAAAGCAAGCAGGAGAGGGGGAAUCGGGGCUGGAUGGGAUGGAAAGCAAGCAGGAGAGGGAGAAUCGGGGCUGGAUGGGGUGGAAGGCAAGCAGGAGAGGGGGAAUCGGGGCUGGAUGGGGUGGAAAGCAAGCAGGAGAGGGGGAAUCGGGGCUGGAUGGGGUGGAAAGCAAGCAGGAGAGGGGGAAUCGGGGCUGGAUGGGGUGGAAAGCAAGCAGGAGAGGGGGAAUCGGGGCUGGAUGGGGUGGAAAGCAAGCAGGAGAGGGGGAAUCGGGGCUGGAUGGGGUGGAAAGCAAGCAGGAGAGGGGGAAUCGGGGCUGGAUGGGGUGGAAAGCAAGCAGGAGAGGGGGAAUCGGGGCUGGAUGGGAUGGAAAGCAAGCAGGAGAGGGAGAAUCGGGGCUGGAUGGGGUGGAAAGCAAGCAGGAGAGGGGGAAUCGGGGCUGGAUGGGGUGGAAAGCAAGCAGGAGAGGGGGAAUCGGGGCUGGAUGGGGUGGAAAGCAAGCAGGAGAGGGGGAAUCGGGGCUGGAUGGGGUGGAAAGCAAGCAGGAGGGGGGAAUCGGGGCUGGAUGGGGUGGAAAGCAAGCAGGAGAGGGGGGAAUCGGGGCUGGAUGGGGUGGACAGCAAGCAGGAGAGGGGGGAAUCGGGGCUGGAUGGGGUGGAAAGCAAGCAGGAGAGGGGGAAUCGGGGCUGGAUGGGAUGGAAAGCAAGCAGGAGAGGGAGAAUCGGGGCUGGAUGGGGUGGAAGGCAAGCAGGAGAGGGGGAAUCGGGGCUGGAUGGGGUGGAAAGCAAGCAGGAGAGGGGGAAUCGGGGCUGGAUGGGGUGGAAAGCAAGCAGGAGAGGGGGAAUCGGGGCUGGAUGGGGUGGAAAGCAAGCAGGAGAGGGGGAAUCGGGGCUGGAUGGGGUGGAAAGCAAGCAGGAGAGGGGGAAUCGGGGCUGGAUGGGGUGGAAAGCAAGCAGGAGAGGGGGAAUCGGGGCUGGAUGGGGUGGAAAGCAAGCAGGAGAGGGGGAAUCGGGGCUGGAUGGGAUGGAAAGCAAGCAGGAGAGGGAGAAUCGGGGCUGGAUGGGGUGGAAAGCAAGCAGGAGAGGGGGAAUCGGGGCUGGAUGGGGUGGAAAGCAAGCAGGAGAGGGGGAAUCGGGGCUGGAUGGGGUGGAAAGCAAGCAGGAGAGGGGGAAUCGGGGCUGGAUGGGGUGGAAAGCAAGCAGGAGAGGGGGGAAUCGGGGCUGGAUGGGGUGGAAAGCAAGCAGGAGAGGGGGGAAUCGGGGCUGGAUGGGGUGGAAAGCAAGCAGGAGAGGGGGAUCGAGGGCGUGGAUGGGGUGGAAAGCAAGCAGGAGAGGGGGAAUCGGGGCUGGAUGGGAUGGAAAGCAAGCAGGAGAGGGAGAAUCGGGGCUGGAUGGGGUGGAAGGCAAGCAGGAGAGGGGGAAUCGGGGCUGGAUGGGGUGGAAAGCAAGCAGGAGAGGGGGAAUCGGGGCUGGAUGGGGUGGAAAGCAAGCAGGAGAGGGGGAAUCGGGGCUGGAUGGGGUGGAAAGCAAGCAGGAGAGGGGGGAAUCGGGGCUGGAUGGGAUGGAAAGCAAGCAGGAGAGGGGGGAAUCGGGGCUGGAUGGGGUGGAAAGCAAGCAGGAGUGGGGGGAAUCGGGGCUGGAUGGGGUGGAAAGCAAGCAGGAGAGGGGGAAUCGGGGCUGGAUGGGAUGGAAAGCAAGCAGGAGAGGGAGAAUCGGGGCUGGAUGGGGUGGAAAGCAAGCAGGAGAGGGGGAAUCAGGGCUGGAUGGGGUGGAAAGCAAGCAGGAGAGGGGGAAUCGGGGCUGGAUGGGGUGGAAAGCAAGCAGGAGAGGGGGAAUUGGCGCUGGAUGGGGGACCAGAGCAGGGCAGACACAGCAGAGAACAUAGCAGGGAAACAGCGCUGGGGACAGAGCAGGGAAACAGAGCAGGGAAUAGAGAAGGGGAAAUGA